Molecule: messenger RNA, 2222 nt
Organism: Culex quinquefasciatus (southern house mosquito)
Lineage: Eukaryota; Metazoa; Arthropoda; Insecta; Diptera; Culicidae
Product: ATP-dependent DNA helicase PIF1-like
Exons: 2
Coding region: 72-2024 (650 amino acids)
Biological process (GO): DNA repair; telomere maintenance
Molecular function (GO): DNA helicase activity
Source: RefSeq, a predicted model, not a curated record
CCAGCGCCUCAACAGGAAAAGCAGCAUCGGCGAUCGGCGGUACCACUCUGCAUCAUGCCUACCACAUCACUAUGUCACGCCGAGUUACGAAGAUGAGCUUCGAAACGCUUCAGGUGUAUCGGACAGAAAUGCAGCGUGUCAAAGCCCACAUCAUCGACGAGAUCAGCAUGGUUGGCGCACACAACUUAAACACCACGCAUCUACGGCUCCAGGAUGUUUACAUGAACUACGACCUUGCUUUUGGCGGUGUUAUGCUCUACCUGUGUGGCGACCUUAGGCAGCUGUUCCCUGUUAUGGCCAGGCCUGUGUUCAAACCUCCCGCGAACUCCAUUUCAGGUGCCGUGUUGUGGCAAUCGCUUACGUUUCACGAGCUUAAGCAGGUUAUGCGUCAAGCUGACAAAGAGUUCUCGGACAUACUCACAAAGAUAGGCAAUGGUGAUAAUCUGACAACUGACGAAGCCAAACUGAUCGAAAGUCGAUUCUUCACAAAGGAGCAGCUGCGCCAAGAACAGACCGAAGGAGCUGUACGACUGUUUCAUCGGAACCUCGACGUGACUCGGUACAACAGCGAAGCAUUGGACAGAGUUGAAGGAGUGACCUGUACAGCGGACGACACAUUUGUAGGAUACAAAAGUACAGAGCAACUUGCAAACGCACGUGUCAAGCUCUAUAAAAUGUGCCUCACCGAGACGGCUGGUUUGCAAUACACGAUAAAACUGUGCCUUGGUAUGCCGUAUAUGGUCACCACCAAUGUCGAUGUGGAAGAUGGCAUUGUCAAUGGAGCAAUUGGUGAUUUGAAGUACGUGGAAGAGAGCUUUGACGAAGACGCAGGAGAACGGAUUGCAAGGAUUUGGAUCAAGUUCGAGAAUGGGCAGAUUGGAGUCAUAGCGAGGAAAAAGGCAGAAUCAAUGACCCGUUCUAGAGCCGAUAUCUUGCGACCAGACUGGACUCCAAUUGUGAAAAGGUCCGCGAACAUCGAUCUUGGAAGCCGCAUCAAAUGCAAGAGAAUCCAGUUCCCUGUUGUUCCAGCGUGUGCUCUGACCAUACACAAAUCACAGGGCGGUACAUUCGACAAGAUUGUGUUUGACUACGACAAAGGCCAGGAACAGCAAAUGGUGUACGUAGCAUUGUCGCGUGUUAAGUCGCUGCAGGGCCUUUUUAUGACCAACUCAAAUGGAGACUUCAAGUUCCAUCACGCGAAAGGUUGCAACAGCCCGAAGAUGAAGGAUCUGCGCAACGAACUCAAGCGUUUGGAGAAUCAUCGCUUGCAAACUAUCGUCGACGAAGUUUCUGAGGUAAUAGAGAGCAGCGAACCAACCACCACCCUCAUGUCUAUCAACGUGCAGAGCUUGAGAGCCCAUCAGAUGGAUAUCAACACCGAUCCUGUAAUUGCCCGCGUCCACUUGCUGGCACUGAGCGAGACGUGGCUGGACGACAAUGCAUCGAUAGAGCUAGAUGGAUUCACGUGUAUCGUCCAAUCCAAGCGGAUGGGUGUACGAGCGGGUGGUGUGGCGAUCUACCAGAACACGACAACUCCGAACACUACUCCAGCAACUCCGCACAAGCUUGAAGUGGUAGGCGCAGAACGAAGCCAAGAGUUCAGCGAGGCAGCGAGAUACGGAGAUAUCUGUGCAGCAAAGGCGGUGGUAAUGGGCACUGAAAUACUGCUGGUAUCAGUGUAUAUCUCACCGGGAACCACCACGAAGCAAAAGCUCUGGUUUCUCUCUCGCCAUUUGGGCCCUAUUGCCGAACUAGAUACGCCGAUGGUGGUAACCGGAGAUUUCAACCUUGACGUUUCCAAGCAAGACAGUAGUCGGUUCGUUGAAUUCAUGGCCUACCACUUCAAGUUGAGGUUGUCAAAUGACGUGAAGAAAACAACAACACUUGGAGGUACGGUUCUUGAUUUGACUUUCACGAAAAACAUCGAGGCAGCGGUCACUCGGUACGCAUCUUACUUCUCGUACCAUCGACCUAUGCUGUCUGUCAUUCGACCAACUGCAUUCAGCACAUCUCAAUCAAGCUAAACCGUUGUCCCUCCGUUAUUGACAACACCAUCGAACAUGAGACGCGCAACAGAGUGAUUGUGAAGGAGAGCACGUUGUGACGGUCGGCUACUCUAUAUCGGUCAUUCUAGUUGACGGAAAAACAAAAGAUUGGCGUGAAAGACCUCUCAAGGUAGAUCAGAACUUCAACCACUGAAGAUGUUCCGCAUUCACCCAGAC